Lodderomyces margitis is the source of this 903-nucleotide messenger RNA. RefSeq lists its product as uncharacterized. Gene Ontology annotation, biological process: glycerophospholipid catabolic process. The transcript has a single exon. NCBI's taxonomy places the organism in Eukaryota, Fungi, Ascomycota, Pichiomycetes, Serinales, Debaryomycetaceae. The annotation marks the transcript as partial. Gene Ontology annotation, molecular function: A2-type glycerophospholipase activity. Gene Ontology annotation, cellular component: cytosol; intracellular membrane-bounded organelle; plasma membrane. The record is from RefSeq and is a predicted model, not a curated record.
AUGAUGUUGAUUUUGGCGUUGCUUUCCUUCUUAGAGCUAACCAUUGCAUCUUCAUCGCACGGAUACGCUCCAGUAGCCGUUCCAUGUCCAGGCGGUCAAUUAACUCGGUCAUCUCUCACUGGCCUCAACCCAGACGAAAAGAGAUAUGUGGACAAUAGAUACAACAACGUUGCUAAACCUAGUUUAAAGUCGUUCCUUUCGGGUACUAAUAUGACUGAUUUCGAUAUUGAUUCGUUUUUGGAUCAGGCUAAUCCAACUAUUGGUAUAACAUUCUCAGGUGGUGGAUACAGAGCACAGCUCAGUGGUGCUGGCCAGUAUGCAGCAUUAGACUCAAGGACCAACGUUGUCAAUGGCAAAGGCUUAGGUGGUAUCUUACAGUCAACCAGUUACAUCUCGGGACUUUCAGGUGGUGCAUGGCUAGUUGGCUCAUUGGUAAGUAAUGACUUGUUAUCUGUGGAUGAAUUGAUUGACCAAAAUACGCUUUGGCAGUUGCAAUAUUCGUUGUUGGCGAAUGGCGACUCUAUUCACAGUAAUUGGGAUUAUUGGACUCUGAUAAAUGACGAAGUGAAGGGAAAGAAGCAGGCUGGGUUUGAUGUAAGCAUCACCGACGUAUGGUCAAGAGCAUUGAGCUAUCAGCUACUUAGCAACUCAGAUUACAAUGGUGCUGGAUACAGAUUUAGUGACAUAGUCAACCAACCAAGUUACCAAAGCUACCAAGCACCUUACCCUAUCUUAGUUUCUGUUGGAAGAGAGCCUGGAACUGCGGUGAUCAAUUUCAACAGUACUGUGUUUUCCCUCACACCUUAUGAAGUUGGUAGUGAAGAUCCUACGUUGCAGGCGUUUGUCGAGACCAAGUAUCUUGGAACACAAUUAGAUAACGGCCAAGCCAACAACCGUUCUUGU